AUGGUGUCUACCGAUCCUGCCACUGACGUUGAUCCCAGAAAGUUCAUCACGGAAAAGGGGGCCGCACUGAAUUAUGGCCAGCUGCGUGGCCUGGUGGCCAAAUUUCAGAACGUUCCUGGUGUGAUUGGGUUGCAUGGCGGCCUUCCCCCACCGGACGCCUUCCCCAUGCUGUCGCUGGACAUCAAGCUGCGUGACGGUAGCACACUGGUGCAAGGGCAGCUGCAGUACGGUAUCCACCCGUCGGGCCUGCCUUCCCUGCGUGACUGGGCCACACGACAUGUCGCAGACCUGCACGGAGCACCCCGACCCACCACCACCAUCAUCGUGGGAGGGGCCAGCCAGGGCCUCAGCGCCCUCUUCUCCAUGCUCUUCGACCCCGGCGACAGCAUGGUGGUCGAGGAGCUGUCCUACCCCCAGGUCUCGGAGUGCCUGGCAGCGCCCGAUCGCAUCAACCUGGUUCCCAUCGCCACGAACGAUGGGGGAAUGUGUCCACUGGCAUUGACCAAGGGCCUGGAGGGCAUCAGGAAGAGCGGCACCCAGCCAUUCCCCAAGCUCCUCUACACUGUGCCAACGGCGCAGAACCCAACUGGCACGAACACAGGCUUGGAGAGGAGGAAGGAGAUAUACGAAGUGUGCAGGGCUUACGACCUCUUGAUCCUGGAAGACGACCCGUAUUACUACCUCCAGUUCCCGCACGGCUCUGGCGACGUCCCGGGCCUGCGCGGCCUGCCCCGCGCCGCCAGCUACCUCAGCCUGGACGUCGACGGCCGCGUGCUGCGCCUGGACAGCGCCUCCAAGUUCCUGGCCCCCGGUCUGCGCCUCGCCUGGCUGACCUGCCACCCGCGCCUCGCCGAGGUGGCCGCCUGUGCGGUGCAGACGCAGACCCUGGGCGCGUGCGGCGUGGCCCAGGCCAUGGCCGCCGCCCUGCUUUCCUCCUGGGGUGAGGCGGGCCUGCACGACCACCUGAGCCACGUGCAGCGGAUCUACGCCGAGCGCGCGCAGGCCAUGCACGCUGCGGCGCAGCGCCACCUGGAGGGCCUGGCGCGCUGGUCCCUGCCCCGCGCCGGCAUGUUCCUGUGGAUGACCAUUCUGGGGGUGGAGGACGCCUCGCAGCUGACGGCGGCGCUGGUGGAGGCAAAGGUCGUGGUGGCGCCGGGCCGCAUCUUCCACGCCAGAUCUGGGCUUCCAGGCACGGCAGUCCCGUGCGUGCGCCUCGCCUUCUCCUUUGAGACGCCAGAGAACAUUGAGGAGGCGGUGGCUCGCCUGGCCCAAGCGCUGCGUCUCCAUCGCGACCAGAAGUCCUGA
Molecule: messenger RNA, 1305 nt
Organism: Auxenochlorella protothecoides
Lineage: Eukaryota; Viridiplantae; Chlorophyta; Trebouxiophyceae; Chlorellales; Chlorellaceae
Product: Aromatic amino acid aminotransferase
Exons: 7
Coding region: 1-1305 (434 amino acids)
Biological process (GO): biosynthetic process
Molecular function (GO): transaminase activity; pyridoxal phosphate binding
Source: RefSeq, a predicted model, not a curated record